UUAUUUUUUAUUUUUUUUUGUUUUUUAGAUCUGCAUGUUUUCUCCUAAUGUCAAACAAUGAUUAUCCAGACAAAAUUGAUGAAUCAAAAGUUAAAACAUCUGAAUUUAAUAUAAAUCAACUUCCAACUUCCUUUCAAAAAUUUCUUCAAGAUAAUUCAAUCGAUCCUCAAAUUUAUACAGUUACCAACCUACCACGUUAUGUACGAAUCAAUACUCAUCUACCUCUUGAUAAGCGCCCUACAAUAGACGAUUUAAAAGAACAGCUACAAACUAAUGAGGUUAAUGCUGUUGAUGGUUUGGAUAAUUUUUUUAGUAUUCAAUUAUCAAAUAUAAACAAGCGUAUUUCAGACUUGCCAGCUUAUAAAGAUCAUGCUAUCUUUGGAAUUGAUCUUAGUUCUGCUAUUGCUGUCCAGGCAUUAGAUAUCUCAGAGGAUGAUCAAGUGCUUGAUUUAUGUUGUGCACCUGGUGCUAAAUUAUGUAUGAUUGCCAAUUUGCUUGGUCGAGAUGGCCUCGGUACAGCCACAGGUGUUGAUAUUGCUCAACAUCGAUUAGCAACUUGUAGAUCCCUUUUGAAAAAAUAUAAAGUAGGUGAAAAAGUGCGUUUAUUUGAAGCAGAUGGAACAACAUUUUCUGUGCCGCCCCCUUCCCGAUUAGGUAGUAGAGUAAUUACUACAGUCAAUGAGACAGCAAAACGACAAAAAAUGGACUUAGUACAAAAGCCUUUUUGGGCAUCUAAAUUACUUCGAUUUGAUAGUCAAACUAAUACUGAUGCACUUUAUGAUAAAGUUUUAGUGGAUGCUGAAUGUACUCAUGAUGGGAGUAUAUUGCACAUUUUAAAGUAGUAUCAAAAUUGGGGUUGGGAUGCCUUUGAAAAGAAUUUUAUGGAUCCAACAAGGCUAGCAACAGUCGCUAAUUUACAGCGCAAUUUAAUGCAACAAGGAUGGAAUAUGUUAAAAAAAGGUGGCAUUAUGAUUUAUAGUACGUGUUCGCUCUCUAUUCAACAAAACGAGGAAAAUGUAGCCUGGUUUUUAAAUAAGUUUAA
Molecule: messenger RNA, 1042 nt
Organism: Cokeromyces recurvatus
Lineage: Eukaryota; Fungi; Mucoromycota; Mucoromycetes; Mucorales; Mucoraceae
Product: S-adenosyl-L-methionine-dependent methyltransferase
Exons: 4
Coding region: 48-842 (264 amino acids)
Biological process (GO): RNA methylation
Molecular function (GO): methyltransferase activity
Source: RefSeq, a predicted model, not a curated record